Tricharina praecox is the source of this 2488-nucleotide messenger RNA. RefSeq names its product transcription factor PAP1-domain-containing protein. Gene Ontology annotation, molecular function: DNA-binding transcription activator activity, RNA polymerase II-specific; transcription cis-regulatory region binding. The record is from RefSeq and is a predicted model, not a curated record. The coding region runs from base 453 to 2357 and encodes 634 amino acids. The transcript is spliced from 3 exons. Gene Ontology annotation, cellular component: RNA polymerase II transcription regulator complex. NCBI's taxonomy places the organism in Eukaryota, Fungi, Ascomycota, Pezizomycetes, Pezizales, Pyronemataceae.
AGCAUACAACUCGGAUCAGAUUAGAUCCCCGUUGGCUUCUUCGAUUCGUUUCCGCCUGCUCAACACAGUAAAUUCAAAAAAGUGGAGUUUAGCUUCCUAAAUCCGCUCGCCCCAACACCAAAUUCCCUUUCGAGUGGACUGGAGUUCGAAUUAAAAAAAAAAAAAAAGAGAACGACUUCUGGAAACGUCAUCUCCAUCUACACCUUUGGAAGAAGCUUGAACAAUCCAUUCCGACCAUCGUGAGCCCGUACCAACAGAAAAAACAUCGCCAUCAAUAAGGCUAUUGCGUUGACUUCGCCUACGAGCAACGUUAAUCGGGCGGAACGACUACCAACUACCGCUACCCACCCACCACCACCACCCACCACCACCACCCACCACCACUACUACUACCACCACUAGAACUCGUUCGAUCGAAAAGAGAAAAGAAAGGAAGCAACACCGUUCGGGAGAUGACAGCGACUGCACCAGAUAACCUCUACCUCUCGCCAGACCAGCAAGAUCUCCUGCUUGCGGCAUUGACUUCGAAUUCCUCAUCUUCUCCAAUGUUCACGCCCGGAUUAUCGCACCACAUCGCGGGAGCGCCUCCGCAGCAGCAACAGCAGCAACAACAAAGAGACAACAACAGCAACCCACGAUCGUACGCGCACGGCUCUCCACCGGCCCUGCCCACCACAGAGUUCCCGCACGGUACACCGUUGCUGGAUGGAAACAUGGACUACGGGGAUUGGGAUGCGGAGUUUGAUCAGGAUGGAACGUGGGACUACGAUCUGGGCACGGAUCUGAUGCAUGACACGCCGCCGUCGACGUCGAAUGAUGGAAACGAAACCACGAACGGGGACACGCCGCAUCCGUCGUCGUAUAAUGGCGACAAGAGGAAGGAUCCGCCGCAGAGCGAUGGCACAGAUGAUCCUCAUGAGUCGGAACCGAAGAGGAGGGAUGACAAGGACAACAAGACGGCCAAGAAGCCUGGCCGCAAGCCACUCACAUCAGAACCCACUUCCAAGCGAAAAGCUCAGAACCGUGCAGCGCAGCGGGCAUUCCGUGAGCGCAAGGAAAAGCACCUGAAGGAUCUUGAGCAGAAGGUUGAAGACCUUCAGAAGGCGUCCGAGUCGGCCAACCACGAGAAUAGCAUGUUGCGAGCUCAGGUGGACCGGCUACAGACCGAACUCCGCGAAUACAAGAGACGCUUGCAUACCACCGAGCUCACGCGGUCGUCCUCGUUAGCCAAUAUGGGUGGAUUCCAGUUCGAUUUCCCGCCGUUUGGCAGUGGCAUCUUCGGUAGCCAGAAGGAUAGUAGUAAGGAUGGCCUUAAGCUCGGAACCGGGUUCAUUGAAAGGAUCAGCUCUCUCGACCCGACGCAGCAGCAGAAGAGGCCGUCGGCUACCCCUACAACUGGAAACCAUGGCAAUGGUUCGAGUAAGUCACUACCAAGUCCUCCGAGCACAGUAAACUCUAGCCUGUCGGAUCUGUUCAGCCCGUCUAUUAUCGAAUCGAUUAAUAAGUCUUCGUCACCAGAUUACAUGACCGGUGUCGAGAAUUCGAGUCUACAAAACACUCCCAAGCUCAAUGGUGGACGCGACCCUACAUCGUCCCCCUCUGCAUCGUCAGUCUCACAGCAUGGCCCAGGAUCCUCGUGCGGCACGACUCCGGAACCAUGCAACGGCUCGCCGACGUCCUUCAAACCUACAGAUCCCCUCGGCCCCAUCAGCGAGGAAGGUAUGACUACUCAUACUUCCCCCGGUGGUGAUACCUAUGUGUGCAAGUCCGGUGUCCUGGAUGGAGAGACCGAAACCACAUUCUGCGAGAAGCUUGGCAUGGCUUGUGGCAAUCCGCACAACCCCAUCCCGAAGGUGCCGCAGUUCAGCACCACAUCCGAUGCCACGACGAGCUCACUCGACUGGCUGUCGCAGCAGAGCAGCGGGAAUAACUUUGAUCCUGUGCUCUUCAACGACUACCGAGACCCUGUCAACGAUAUCAACACCACGAUAGGAAUGAGCUUCUUUGACGAUGCGUUCCCGGCCGUCAGCUUCGACACCACCGCGCCAGCACCCACCGCCAAUCCCACCACUGCCGAGUCGAAGAAGGAUCUUAUCGCUGCGAUAGAUGCCCUGAACGACGAGGACGACGACGAAGUCGUGCCAGCUGACGAUCCUAAGCAAAUGUUGAGCUGUAACAAGAUUUGGGAUCGGAUUAGCUCCCAUCCGCGGUUCGUCAGCGGUGAGUUGGAUAUGGAUGGGCUGUGCUCGGAGCUGAGGAGCAAGGCCAAGUGUUCCGAGGUCGGCGUCGUGGUUGCAGAGAACGAUGUGCAGGAGGUCCUGGGAAAGGUGGGGAUGUCGCAUAAGGAUAUCAUGUGAUCCGCGUGAUGCUUUCAUUUUUUGGACUUUUGUUUUUGGGUUCUUGGCUUGUGUUAACUUAUGUGGGAUGAUCUAUCUGCUUGGGAGUUUGAGGUUUUGGAAUUUUUUGUCGCUUUCCCCUGUCGAUGCUG